This is a messenger RNA of Drosophila subobscura, 675 nucleotides long. RefSeq lists its product as uncharacterized. The coding region runs from base 47 to 628 and encodes 193 amino acids. The record is from RefSeq and is a predicted model, not a curated record. NCBI's taxonomy places the organism in Eukaryota, Metazoa, Arthropoda, Insecta, Diptera, Drosophilidae. The transcript has a single exon.
AACGGUUUUUUUUAUUCGAAUCCUUCUUAAAUUCAGUAUCUGCGGGAUGCUGCUCCAGUCGUUGCAGCCCGUGGGACUGCUGUUUGUGCUGUUAAGAUUAUCCCCUGCUCAAGGUGCGGCCAAGCCCCAGCCGAACGCACGCAACACUGGCAACUGCCACUACGCAAAACACGCCAACCUGGAGCUCCUUUGCAGUGGCACGGUGAAUAUUGACACAUUUCUGCGUUGGCGGGACUUUCGGGCGCCCGACGGCACGCCCUUUACCAUUUGGACUGACCGUACAGUGUUCCUGGUAUCGUUUUACCGGUCGGACAUGUGGAGCUAUAGCAGAAUCAAGAUGUCGCGGCAGGGAAAAUUUAUGGCGACGAACAGGAACGGGAAGACGGUGGCGCUGAUCUUCCCCUACGGGACUGUGCACUGCUUCAAGAUCGGACUCCGUUACUUGAGCGAUCUGCAAAGCAGUUGCAUGGGAGAAGCCUAUAAUCCAAAUGAGAUUACCGCGUAUCCAGUCAUCCACUACGCCCACGACAGAUAUAAAAAGCGCUCUCUAUUGUCCACAGCCCGGAAUCGCCCCCAAGAACUGAUGUUCGUGCUGCUGGCCAUGCUCCAGCUAUUGGAUUUACUCUAGGUUAAAGACUGCCCUUCCCUUUUACGAUUAAAGACAUAAUCUAACUA